UCCAGGGCGGGCACAGCCCCACAAUGCCCGCCCAUGCCCUGUUUAGACUUUUAAGACCACGCCCUGUGUGAUGUCACAGUGACGUCAGAAGAAUGAUUACUAUGUGCUGACAUCACAAUUCUAAGCACAGAAUUCCCUUACACUGCUAGAGUAUCACAAGGUAAGAUCGUUUUGGCUUGAAGGUAAACUGAUAAUCGCUAAAUUACACAGAAGACAAAGAUUCUGCAGAUAUUUUUACAACUUUAUCCUUGAGGAGUAAUCAAGAGAACAGCAGAAUGACACUAGAAAGUCCAACAAAAAGAAAAAACAGCACCGUAGAUGAGACCCCCAGAAAAAAGUUUAAGGUCUCUACAGGGGAUGGAGCCUACACACGCUGCCUGGACCAAAUCAGUAUAGUGAGAAGCAAAAAGAAGAACAUUUUUGACGAGGGAGACUCCACCGCAAGAAAAAGGUUUAAGGUCUCUACAGGGGAAGAAGCCUCCACAGGCUGCCUGGACCAAAUCAGUACAGUGAGAAGUAAAAAGAGUAAUAUCUUUGAGCAGGGAGGACCACUUCCAGCCAAAAAUGACUAUCUCACAUCAUUGAGCCUGUCCCCUAUGAGUGAUAACUUAUUACAAAAACAAAACUUAAAGAAAAGGAGUCUAAAGAGUGAGGCAGAGGACUUUCUAGAGUCACCGAAUGUGAAAAGACUAAAGACAGAGAACACAAAUGAUGAAACAGAGGAUUCCCUUAGAGCCAAAUUUAGGGAAACCUAUAUUGAGCAAACACAGAUUGGAGAUGGAGGAUCUGCAUCUGUUUUCGCUGGUUAUCGUGUGCAUGAUAAAUUAUCUGUAGCCAUCAAACACAUCGAAAAAGACAUGGAGAUUUUAAAACAUGUGGAUGAGAAUGGAAAGCAGAUGCCCUCUGAGGUGGCUAUCAUGUUAAAACUGAGGGAUAAAACAACCAGUUCAGUGGGGCAGUCAGCUAUCGUGUCCCUGCUAGACUGGUAUGAUCUGAAUGAGGAACUGAUUUUAGUUUUGGAGAGACCCAUGCCUGCUGAGGACCUCUUUGACUACAUUCGAAAACACAAGGGUCACAUAACGAUGAAGAAUGCCAAAAUCAUCAUAAAACAGCUGCUAAAAGCAGUAAUUCACCUUCAGGAGGCAAACAUCUUCCACAGAGACAUUAAAGCUGAGAACAUCCUGAUAGAGACCGGGUCAAAAUUCCCCAAAAUUCAUCUUAUAGACUUUGGUUCAAGUUGCUUUGAUGACCUAAAAAACUAUAAGCAUUUCCAUGGUACUUGGGUACAUGUCCCACCAGAAUUCGACAAACAAGGGUUUCACAGUUCUGGACCAACAAAUGUGUGGCAGGUGGGCUUAGUCCUGUAUUACAUUCUGCACAAAAAACAGUUCCUUACCCGUGGAUUCCUGUCAAAACUAAAGAUCAACACAAGGCUCUCCGAGACAUGCAAAGAUUUUCUAACAAAGUGCCUGACAGUAGACCCAAACAAAACGCCCCACCCUAGAAGAGCUGUUACACCACCGCUGGUUGUUGAAAGAAGAUACUCAAAUAUAACCAGAAAACAGCGGCAUACUUCAUAAGAAAAGUUUAACAAUGCAGGAAUUUCACAAUAAUUAGAGGAUUGAUUUUUCCAGCUGUUCUGAUUUCUCUAUUAGUCCAGGAACUUAAUUCAGUUUGAUAUUCCUGCCUUUUAUCCAGGUGCACUGGUUUCCCCCUUAUUUCAGAAACAUCCUUUAGUGUAAGUACAGUUUUUUGGGUUUUCUCUGGGUGCUCCAGUUUCCCCGUAUAAAAAAAAACAAAAAAUCAUCCCUUUUAAUUUACUUUUAAUUUAGUUUAAUUUUAACUUUGUGUAUUUCCAUUUGGUUCUCUGGUUUCCCAAUGUAAUCCAGAAAAUAUCUCUAACUUUUUUCUUAUGCAAAUUUUAUUGAGUUUUUUGUUUUGUAAAACAUACAACAGAUAUGUUAUGCCACACCGACCUUUACAAGUUUACUUUACCGUUAGCCAGUUGAGAAAGGCAGACCACGUACUAUCAUACUGAUGCAUUUUACCUAGAAGACUA
Cyprinodon tularosa is the source of this 2059-nucleotide messenger RNA. Its product is annotated as serine/threonine-protein kinase pim-1-like. Bases 276 to 1580 code for a protein of 434 amino acids. Gene Ontology annotation, biological process: regulation of mitotic cell cycle; negative regulation of apoptotic process; protein autophosphorylation. Gene Ontology annotation, molecular function: protein serine/threonine kinase activity; ATP binding. The record is from RefSeq and is a predicted model, not a curated record. The transcript has a single exon. NCBI's taxonomy places the organism in Eukaryota, Metazoa, Chordata, Actinopteri, Cyprinodontiformes, Cyprinodontidae. Gene Ontology annotation, cellular component: cytoplasm.